CUCACCAGCUCUGUCUCCUCCAGUGGUCCCCAUGAGUCCUUACUUGAUGCUGUGCCAGCCGCACCUGAGAUGUGGGGACAAGUUCUACGACCCCCUGCAGCACUGUUGCUAUGACAAUGCCGUCGUGCCCUUGGGCAGGACCCAAAGGUAUGGAAACUGCACCUUCAGGGUCUGCUUCGAGCAGUGCUGUCCCUGGUCCCUCAUCUCCGAGGCAUCCCUCAUGGUGAAGAUGAAAGGCCAGAAGUGCCCCUCAGCCCUGACUUCGGAUGACAGGCUUUGUCGCAGGCCCUGCUUUCAGCACUGCUGCCUAGAGCAUCUGGGCUCUCAGCACCAGGCAGUAGUGAGGCUCCAGGUCCCAGCCAUGCGGCCUGACUACCCCAGGAGUGUGCUCAAGUAA
Molecule: messenger RNA, 397 nt
Organism: Sapajus apella (tufted capuchin)
Lineage: Eukaryota; Metazoa; Chordata; Mammalia; Primates; Cebidae
Product: insulin growth factor-like family member 1
Exons: 2
Coding region: 32-397 (121 amino acids)
Molecular function (GO): signaling receptor binding
Source: RefSeq, a predicted model, not a curated record